UCCGGCCUGGGGCCUGCUCAUCCAUCGGCAGCGGCCCAACUGCCACCCCAGGCUCUCACCCAGGCUCUCGAGUGUCCCCUUGUUGCAGCAGGCCCGGCUCCCUGCUUUCCUCUCCUGCCGCCAGGGAUUCCCACAGGACACUCACUCAGGAGCAGAGACCUGGCCUGCCGUGCCCCCACCUCCCGAGACAGCUGCCACACAAAGCCCAGCCCAUGGACUCCAAGUCUGACAUGUCACGUACUGGCCUUAGCUUAGCUUCUUGGUAACGGAGUUUACCAUCUAGGAAGUGGGGGUAACAGUGCUACCGACGCCAGUGGCAGUGCGGCUGAGGAUGAGAACGGUAGGAGCCCCCAGGGCAGUGCUUGGCUGGGUGGGAGCAGGUGUACAAACUCCCUUCUGGACACAGCUGGACUAUAUUUCCCAGUAUGCCUUGCAGCAGACCUGACCUGGAAGGAGUUCUACCAAGGGCGGGGAAGCGAGGCCCUGGGAACCACUGUCCGGCCAGGCUCCCUGAGCCUCUGGCUCCUGUAAGCCAGAUCUCCAGGCCCAGGCAGGGUCUGAGGGCUGUGGGGUGCAGGACCAGCCCUCCCCUCAGGCUUGUUUCUGAGCUGCCCCACAGUGUGGUGUCGGUCACAGUACCUGACACACCAGCCCCUGGAAAACAGUGAGUAUCUGCCGUGUUGAGCUUUCAAGGUUUCAGAGCACUCCGCACAGACAGGCGCCCACAGCACCCACGGGAGGGGCUCCAGGACCUCUUCUCGAGUCCCUGGCCUAAGGUGGUGCAGUCAACAACGUAACCUCGGGCACACGGAGCCGCCUCUAGUCACUCACAGUCCAGUGCAGUGUGAUGUCUCGCUGGAUUGCUCUGGGGAAUAAUGGCAGGAAAAGGGUCUGUGUGUGUGCAGUACAAAUGCAGUUUCUUUUUUUCUUUUUUUGAACAUCUGAGGGGCAGUUGGCUGGGUCUGUGGGCUCUGCAGACAUGGAGGCCAGGUGCGCACAGACUUCGGCCUGCCUCCUCCUCCUCCUCUAGCUGACCCCUGGGUUGCCUCUAGCAAGCACCCCGCUCCACCUGGAACUACUGCAGUGCUUCAGACAGAGCAGGGCUUCUGUGUUGGACAAACAGGAGAAGAUGCUGACUUCUUAAUGGGACUCAGUGGAAACUUGCAGUGUGACCCCUCCGUCUUUCCAAGUUGCAUCCCAUGUCAGAGGCCAGCACUUAGCCCACCGCAGUGAGCACCUGGAGCCACACAGUGGCCGGGCUUGAGAGGCAGGGAAGGCUGGGGUUCUGGGGAUGCGGCCCCAGGGAAGCAGGCCACACUCACGGUGCCCCUGGGAGCUGUAAGCGGGUGACCGCAUGGCCCUUCCUCUCUCUCCCUCCCUCUGUGCAAUACCUCUCCCUUUUCUGACAGCGUCUUACUUAUGCUCUGACUCCGACACCCAGUUGUCCCAUUUGUGAAGGAGGGAGGCGGGGAGCAGGUUGGUAGUGACCUUGCGAUUGUUCACAAAGACACAACCUGGACGAUGCCAGGGUGAGCAUGUCCACCCUGCAGGCUGCCCGUGCCUUGGCCCGCUCCCUGGGAGCCAUUCUGGAAGGUGGUUCCUGAGUCGUGGGCAAAGAACGCCCAGUGCAGAGUGACGCCCUUCCCCACUGCUGUGUGACGGGCCUGGCCCAGAGCAGAGCUGCCGUGUGAGCCUGGCAUCACCUCACCACGCUGGCCCAGCGGGCAAGGUACUGGCCCGGAUUCAGUCUGCGGUCACAGUCAAGAACUGGAGUAACCGCGAGGACGCGCUGGGCAGGGUGCUGCACCCCCUUAAUCCUGGGACUCUGGGAGGCUGAGGCAGGAGGGUCAGAGGUUUGAGCCCACGCUGGGCAGCUCAGUGAGACCCUGUGUCUAAAAGAAAAGUUAAAAAGGGCUGGGGCUGGAGCUCAGGGCAAAGGCUCUGGGUUCAAAUCCCAUAGGGGCUGGGCUGGGCUGGGACGGGACAAAGAGGUCUCUGGAUGGGUGAGCGGCGCCUGGCGACAGCAGGGCUCACCAGGCCUGGUGCGGUGGGACCUGCUAGCUACAAGCAAGGCUGUGCGUGGGUCACUGUAAUACGGUGUCUUCACCUCUUCCCGGAGAGGCCCUACAGGGGAAAACCUGGGGCCAAAGGAAUUUCGUUCUUUUCUCUUUUUUUGGUACCGGGGAUGGAACUCAGGACCUUGCACUUUCGAGGCAGGCGGUGGAACCACUGAGCUACAUUCCCAGCUCAGGAAUUUGUCUUCCUUUCUGAGGCGUCUCCACACUGAUCUCUGCAGUGUUGUACCGCGUACUCCCCCACCCGUGGGGAAGGCCCCUCGCCAGCGCUUGUUACUGCUGGGUUUCUUGAAGAUGGCCCUGCCCUCUGGGGAUGGUGGGACUCGGUGCUGCUUUAAUUUAAUCCCUUAUUCUCAGCGUUGCUGUUUACUCCUUCAAGUCCUGAACUCACACAGGUAGUUUCAAAGUUGCCAACCUUUGUGCCAUGAAAAGAAAACCUACUGGAGUUGAAGCUCAGCACUUUUCCUUUUGGGGAGAGGUGGGCAGGCAGGGAGAGGCGGGGCUGAGUGAGUCUGUGGCACAGAUGCCCACACCGCCCACCGGGCCUCCGCUCUUCGGCCCUGCCACGAAGCCCUGCGUCUGCGUUUCCAGCCCUCCCUGCUGUCGGGCUCAGCCAGGGAGCUGUUGGCAGCCCCUUUAUCAGGAGGUGGGAAUGCCUGGGGCCCAGGCAAUGGGACAUCAAAUGUCCUUGACGGAGAAAGGGUAAUUUCAUCCAGGUUCCUCAAACACUCGGAAUGGAGCCAGCGUGUGACGCUGCAGUUGGCUUCUGGGUGCUCACAUCCAAGGCUGCGGAGCUGGUGUGGCAAGGAGACACCUACACGCCACGUUCACCACAGCUGAGAAAAACAGUGCACCCAGGCAUGCCCCACCAAUGAGCGUGUGAAGGGACAGUGGACGCGCAUGGCAGCAUGCCGUGAGCCUCACAGAAGAGGGAAACAUGUCCUUUCUGACACACAGGUGAAUCCGGGCGAUGUUAAGUAAGACACACCAAGCAACAACAACAAUACCUGUGUGUGUGCGGUGCUGGGGACUGGACCCAGGACCUUCACACUGAGCUACAUCCCCACCUUUUCAUUUUCUGUUUUGAGACAGGGUCUCGCUAACUUGCUCAGUUGCCCAAGCUGGGCUCAAACUUGCCAUCCUCCUGCCUCUGCCUCCCAGUGCUGGGAUGACAGGCGUGCACCACCACACUUAGUUCCUGCUCUAACUUUUCAACAAAAUCCAUUACACUGUGUAGGAAAAGGUAAAAGAAAACUACGCGAUGGCUUUCUGGAUCUUUGUGUUCUAAACGCUGCCCUAACUUCUUGGAGAAGGCUUGUCGGUCAGUCGGGACUCAAGAAAGCCCUGGGCCUCCCAGGAGGCGCCGCCCCUCCUCGGCCCCAUGCACUGGCCUUGGGAACCCUUCGGGUUGCCCAGACGCGAGGAUGGGGCUCCUCCUCCUCCACAGGCCCAGCACUGCCUCUGCUGAGGGUAGAUUUGUUGGAUUCAUAUGCUUGUAGAAAGCAUAGAGAUACAAGUUUAGAAGGAGAAGCAGUCACAGUGGGAACAAGGAGAGAAGCGAGGAGAGAGGCCGCUUCCUUGCUGGAGCCGGAGCUCGAGGGCCUUGGUUCCCAGCGCCUCUCCCCGAGAGUUACACCUGCAUCAGCUGCUCUAGGCUCAGACCCUGCCUUGGCCGUGGACCCUCCCUGCCCUUGCACUCUCCCUCUCUCCGUGAGAUUUGUGACGGGGCCUCAGGCUGACGGCCAAGUUAGCAAGUAUUAAGAGGUACGUGCGCAUGUCAGUGCAUUCACAUGCUGAGAGAAUAAUAAAAUACAGGGCCGGGAUUUAGCUCAGUGGUCAUGCCUGCCUUGCAAGCACAAGGUCCCCAGUUCGAUCCCCGGUACCCAAAGAAACCAACAACAUACCUGCAUUUAUACACAGGUGCCUGAGCAACCAGGCACAAAUGUACAGCUGCCCCCGAAGUGUGUUUCUGCAAUUCAGCCUGUCCACUGCGGCCCCUCUGCACCUGGCUGGAGCCCAGAGGAGGACCUGGGCCUGCCGACACCCUGCUCAUGCUCCGCCUGUCCUGCUCCCUCCAGGUCAGGGUUUGCCGAGUCCUUCCCUUCCCUGCCCUGACCCCUGCCCUGACAAAGCCCUCCCGACGGAUGCAGGUGCCGGUAGAUAAAGGACAGGGACUGACGAUGUCUUACUGCAUCUGUGCACAUUUUAGUCAGUUCACCAAGCACCUCCCAGGCCGCAGGGCCCAGCGGGGCUGCGCUCCUGCCUGGCCCUACUGGUCCCAGUCCUUGACGAUGCUCAGGACGCCCCGCUCAGGGGCGGGGCCUGCCAGCCUGGCCAGCACGUCCAGCCCUCCGUGCUCCUUCUCCCUGGAGGACACAAAGUGGGCAGCUCCUGCACCCCGGACCCCGGGGCGCCCGCCCGUGUCCCCGUCCCUGUCCCCGUGGCCUGCGCAGCUCCCGGAUCUGUGGCAGGCCAGGCCGAUUGGGACCGCAGGGCAGGAGCCCGGGCACCGCUUACCGGAGGACAACGUUGCAUGCCUGGCGGUGGCCGCUGACCAAGGCCUGCUGGCCCCGCUCCCCAACAUCGUUCCCGCUCACGUCCAGGUGCCUCAGCUCCAGGACAUGCAGGUGGCAGCUGGGGCACGCCAGGGCCUCGCACAGAGUGGCGGCGCCGUCAUCCCCGAGGUCAUUGAGGCUGAGGUCCAGGCUUUGGAGGGCGCUGCUGCUCUCGAGAGCUGAGGCCACGUCCUGACAGCAAGCCGAGGUCAGAGCACACCUUCUCAGCCUGCAGAGGAGCCCGGGUCACUGAGCACCCAGACAGCCACAUUUGCUCCCCACUGCCCCCUUGCAGAGCACUAAGUCAUUCCUAUUUCUCACUCUUCCCCAGGCUUUCUAGCUCUGGUGAAACAGAGAACUUGCUUUCCCUCACCAUGGCUUUCCUCCUUUCGGACAUAUCCUGUGAAGUGCAUGGUGUAGUACGUGACCUUUGGGUGCUUGGUGUCUUCCACUUAGACUAUUCUCAAGGUUUCUCCAUGUCUUAGCAUGAACCAGCAUGUUCCUUUUUAUGGCUGCAUAGUAUUCCGCGGCAAAGUUACGCACAUUUUCUUUGUUCCUUCAUUGGUUUUCAGACACAUGGGAUCUCGCCUCUUUACUCCUGUGAAUGCUGCAGGAAUAUGUGCAGGUUUUCGUGUGGAUGUAGGGCUUUAUUUUCUUGUGUUUG
Messenger RNA from Heterocephalus glaber (naked mole-rat), 5294 nucleotides. The record is from RefSeq and is a predicted model, not a curated record. Lineage: Eukaryota; Metazoa; Chordata; Mammalia; Rodentia; Bathyergidae.